AUGUUCAGCAAGCUGAGGAAACUCAUGAAGGGUCCUACCGUGGGUCCCACCCCAACCUCCGGCUCUGCUUCAGCCCCUUCUCCUCCUCCAGCAUCUGCCAAGGAAGAAAAAGCUGCAGACAAGGAAAACGGAGACAAGAAAGAUGAUAAAGCCCCUACGGCAGCACCAGCACCGGUACCAGAACCAUCCCCGAAACCGGAGGAGAAGCCUGCAGACAAUGUCCAACCACCUGCUGAGGGAGAAGAAGCACCUCCUCCACUUGUCCGGGCCAUCGUGACAAACAAGCAUUCAGAUGAUAUACUCAUUGAGAUUGUUAAACGCUUACGGGAACGGACUGAAAUGUUCAAGGAGAAGGUCAUUGAUCCCUAUGCGUCCUCUCCAGAGCGAAGCCCACCAGUCACACCUGUCCUGAGGAAACAAGAUUACCUGAAGAGAGAGGAGGAGAGGAAACGAAAAGAAGAAGAAGAGAAGAAAAGAAAAGAGGAGGAGGACAGAAAGAAGAAAGAGGAAGAGGAAAGAAAAAAGAAAGAGGAAGAGGAAAGAAAGAAGAAAGAGGAAGAGGAAAGAAAAAAGAAAGAGGAAGAGGACAAAACAAAAGAGGAGGAUGUUAAGGACGCAAAGAAGCCAGAAGAAAAGAAGGACGAGAAAAAAGAUGAAACAACCACAGAGAAGAAGUCCAUGUGUCCAAAGAUGCACUGCACCUGUCUAGAUUUCCUGUUGAAGCCCAUUGAGGACAAAAUGGACAAAAAGCUGGGCUCAUCCAUCGACCCCUUUACAGACCGCAGGUAUAUCGCUUGGCUAAGCGUGGUAACUAUUGCCUUCAACUAUAACCUAUGGUACAUACCAGUUCGUAUGGCUUUCCCGUAUCAUAACCCAGAGACCAUUCCAUUGUGGAUAACCUUGGACCUCAUGGCUGACUGCGUUUAUAUCAUUGACAUGAUCGUUUUCCAACCGCGACUGCAGUUCUGCAAGGGUGGAGACAUCAUUUAUGACAGAGUUGUAAUUAAGAAGAAAUACCGGGAAUCUGGGAGGUUUCAGAGUGAUGUUCUGUCAGUUCUUCCUCUGGACUUGUUAUAUUUCCUGUUUGGAUUCAAGUCCGUCUUCAGGAUCAAUCGCAUAAUGAAGUUCGAGGCAUUUUUUGAGUUCAGUGAUCGUCUGGAAGGUAUUUUGACAAGAGCGUACAUCUGGAGAGUAAUUCGUACCAUUGGAUACCUGAUGUUCAUGCUUCACCUCAAUGCCUGUAUGUACUACGUUGCAUCUGACUACCAGGGCAUCGGAAAGACCAAAUGGGUGUACAGCGGCCAGGGCAGCGCGUAUUUACGCUGUUAUUAUUUUGCUGUGCGGACCCUGAUCAACAUCGGUGGUCUACCCGAGCCUCACACAGUGUUUGAAAUCACGUUUCAGUUAACAAACUUUUUCAUUGGUGUCUUUGUCUUCUCAAGUUUAAUUGGACAGAUGAGAGAUGUCAUUGGCGCUGCUACUGCAGGGCAAACCUACUUCCGUGCAUCCAUGGAUGGUUGUGUGGCUUACAUGGUGACAAACCGCAUACCAAAACUGGUGCAGACCAGAGUUCGCACCUGGUACAACUACACCUGGUACUCUCAGGGCAUGCUGGAUGAGUCUGAGCUUUUGGAACAGAUGCCAUUGGUAAUGAGAACGGCCAUCGCUGUGGACAUCAAUCUUGCUACGUUCCAGAAGAUUGACCUCUUCAAGGGAUGUGACAAUCAGAUGCUUGUGGAUAUGCUACUGAGACUAAAGUCAAUUGUGUAUUUGCCUGGAGACUUUGUGUGUAAGAAGGGGGAUAUUGGGAAAGAAAUGUACAUCAUUAAAGCUGGAGAGGUACAAGUCAUCGGUGGACCGGACAAUAAGAUUGUCUUUGUUACUCUUAAGGCGGGAUGUGUGUUCGGAGAGAUCAGUCUUCUCCAGUCUUCUGCCAAUGGAGGAAACAGGAGGACGGCUAAUGUAGCUGCUCACGGGUUUGCCAACCUCUUUGUGUUGGACAAGAAAGACCUCAACGAUAUCUUGAUUCACUAUCCUGAAUCGCAGAAAGUUCUUGCCAGGAAGGGACGGAAACUGAUGAAAGCCAAGGGUCCGGCUGCGGCCAAAGUCGAUGAGGAGAAGAAGAAGGGCUUGGCUCUGUUUGGACCCAAACCACCCACUCCCAAACUUCUUCGUGCCUUUGGAGGAGGUGGAGGUGCUUUCAUUAAGAAAGGCUUUCUGGACAAACUUAGGAGUGCUGCUACCACAGAUCGUCAAUAAUUCCACCAACAUAGCUAUCAUAUAUAUUUGUUAGUAUUUAUUAUCUUUUGAACUAAUCUACAUUCAUAUAUAUUUAUUAUAUGUUUUAACGUAUUAAGUGUAUUA
This is a messenger RNA of Paramisgurnus dabryanus, 2364 nucleotides long. It is a transcript of the gene cngb3.2, whose product is annotated as cyclic nucleotide gated channel subunit beta 3, tandem duplicate 2. The record is from RefSeq and is a predicted model, not a curated record. Gene Ontology annotation, biological process: monoatomic cation transmembrane transport. Gene Ontology annotation, cellular component: intracellular cyclic nucleotide activated cation channel complex; plasma membrane; photoreceptor outer segment. Gene Ontology annotation, molecular function: intracellularly cAMP-activated cation channel activity; intracellularly cGMP-activated cation channel activity; protein-containing complex binding. NCBI's taxonomy places the organism in Eukaryota, Metazoa, Chordata, Actinopteri, Cypriniformes, Cobitidae.